Messenger RNA from Abrus precatorius (Indian licorice), 1437 nucleotides. RefSeq names its product CENP-B homolog protein 2-like. The record is from RefSeq and is a predicted model, not a curated record. The coding region runs from base 1 to 1437 and encodes 478 amino acids. Gene Ontology annotation, cellular component: nucleus. The transcript is spliced from 2 exons. Gene Ontology annotation, molecular function: DNA binding. NCBI's taxonomy places the organism in Eukaryota, Viridiplantae, Streptophyta, Magnoliopsida, Fabales, Fabaceae.
AUGGCUUCUCAUCUAAAAGGUGUUGCAAAAUCAACUAUGUCAGAUCAAAUACGUAAGGAGUUGUGUGAGUAUAAGAGAGAUAAUCCUGCAAGCACACAAAAAGACUUGCAGAGAUGGCUUAAGGGAAAAUUUCAGUUGAAAGUUAGUCAAGAAACAAUAUCAAACACACUUAAGCGGUCAGAUGACUAUCUCUCUGCUAAAAUAGAAAAGGGAAGAGCAGAGAUCAAAAGACACAAACUAGCAAAAUAUCCUGACAUGGAGAAGGUUGUUUAUGAGUGGUUUCUUCAGCAUCAAGAACGUGUGAAUAUCACAGGAGAAUUAAUUUUGCAGAAGGCAAGAGAUACAAUGAAACUCGUGUACCCUCAUGAUGAUUCAGAUUUUAACUUCUCUAUAAGAUGGCUUGGGAAAUUCAAGCAUCGACAUGGCAUAAAGUCAUUUCUUCGUUUUGGCGAGAGUGGGUCUGUUGAUAUACAAGACAUGGAGCAAAAAUUGGUAUCGAUUCGGGAGAAAAUUGAUCAGUUCCCUAUGAAAGAUGUUUUCAAUAUAGAUGAAACUGGGUUGUUUUAUAGGCUACAAGCUAAUCAUUCACUGGCAACAAAACAACUUGAAGGAAGAAAACAAGAUAAAGAAAGGCUGACGCCUCGUUGCUUCAAGAAUGUCAACAUGAAUAGCUUGAAUUGUCAGUAUCGAGCUAACAAAAAAACAUGGAUGACUAGUGUGCUUUUUGAUGAAUAUGUUCGUUCAUUUGACCAAAUAAUGCAUGGUAGAAGAGUUCUACUUGUGGUGGAUAAUUGUCCAGCACUUCCAAGAAAUAUUGAAGGGCUAAGAAACGUUGAGUUGUUCUUCUUGCCACCCAACAUGACAUCAAAGAUUCAACCUUGCGAUGCUGGGAUAAUAAGAGCUUUCAAGAUGCAUUACCGUAGAAGGUUUUACCGCAAAAUAUUGGAAAGUUAUGAGGUGGGACAAUCUGAUCCAGGGAAGACAAAUGUCCUUGAUGCUAUCAAUUUGGCAAUCCCAACUUGGACGAUAGAUGUUCGAAAAGAAACAAUAGUGAAUUGCUUCCGAUAUUGUAAAAUUCGUUCAGAUAGUGACGUUGCAAGAAAUUUGGAUGAAUCCACUUUUGAUGAAGAAACUCAAGACCUCGAGACUAUGAUCAAUCAAUGUGGCUAUCGUAAUAAGAUGGAUAUCGACAAUCUAAUAAACUACCCAGGUGAAAAUGAAGCAUGUUCGGAGGUUCAAAGUUUAGAAGAUAUUAUGGGUACUAUCAUUGAGAACAAUGCAGAGGAUGAUGACGAAGAUGAUACAGUAUCUUUGGAGCCUGUUACGCAAAAGGAAGCACUUAUGGCAUCAAACACUCUUCACAACUUUAUGAUACAAUACAAAAAUACAACACCUGAGCUAUUGGAUGCAAUAAGAAAAGUUAGAGAUGAGCUAUAA